GAGGAUUUCAUUUAGUGUAAGAGAAGUGUGUAGGAGAGAUGAUUGUGGUGAAGAAUGGGGACUAGUCCCAAAGUUUCUAAUUGUCAGGACGAGCUAUGAAGAUCACUUUUCACUCAUCCACAUCAAGUUGGUAUGAAACCCUUUCUUCCAUAAUAAAGCUGUUCUCAGAGGACAUACACUACGGAGAUCUAGAGCAUCGGAUCUUUUGACAAACCUCCAAUGCAUGAAGGCUGACUGACUCGCAGACUGAAUUCACUGACUAAUCAGUAAAUAGAAAACUGUACACAAAGCUGGGUUUAAGGAACUAGGAGAGUCACAUGAUUGGCCAUGGUUGACUUUUACAUCGUUUGAGAAAUACCAUUAGUUUAUAUCAGAGUAUAGUUCUUCUGAAUCCAGCAUGAAAACACCAUGUUGACGUGGUUUGUUUUGGAGAAAAGUAAAACUUUUUACUAGGAGACGCGAGGAGAUGAGGAGAGAAGCGAAGGGAAGCUUAUAUGCUCGUACCGUAGGACAUACGGUGCUGGCACAUAUAGUAGCUGACAUGAAGGGCGAAGAUGGGGUCUAGACGAAGAAUUGUUGAAAGGGCAUGGUCCAGGUGGCAAUCAUACAAGCGAAUGCCCGAACAAUUAAGGACAGCAAAGCAUGAUAAGCAUGAUGGAAGCAGAAACUAGAAAUUACUGGCCGCUGUAAUUACACUUCUACAAAUCAGCAGCUGCUGUGGAUCUGAAGAGGUUAAGGAGCUGGAGGAGGAGCCAAUUAUAUGGUAAUGGAGGGACGGAUGUUGGGAUCCAUCCCAAAUUCAAUCAUCCGUGCAUUUAUGAUAAGAGUCACCUUGGGCAGACCAAGAGAUUUUGGAUUUGUAGCCUUGAAGAAGGAAGAAGAAGAAUCGACCCCAUCAUGAUGAUAAAUAUCCCCAAGUGUGUUUUGAGAAAUCCUCUCGAAGAUGCCUACAGUAAGAAUGAUGUGGGAGUCAAGAUAAUCUCCUUGACUUAAGGACCAAGGACAUUGCUUACUUCUUCCUUCUCCCUCCAUGGAAGCAAAAUCUUGGAAAUCUCAACAGGAAAUUGGAACCCUUCCCGAUGUGGCCUACUUAAGCAGAAGCUAUAUAAUGCACUGGGUUGUCAUUAACUUCACUUGUGUAACGUCUACCUGGACGUACAACCUCCCUUACCUCUGGCCGUCCCGUCAGGUCGACCUACAACGUUUAGCAAGCACAAUAUGUGACCUCCAAAGGCACUCCCUUGAAAGUUCUAGCAAGGACGAGAUGCAAGCGAUCCUGUCUCAUCUUUCAUUUUAUCGCGUGCGGUAGUGAAGAAGAAGAUAUUCCAUCCGCACUUUGUUAUUACAGGCCGUAUGGACUGUGUUGAGCCUUGGAGGGCAAGGGAAGUUUGUCCAUGUAGGCACUUCUAUAAUCUUUGCAUUAUAGAAGUGCACACUUCUGACUGAAAGCGGUUUUAAAAUGAGUGGGAUUGAUAGUGGAUGACGAAGGCAUGUGUUUUCUUGACCCGUUGAGAUCUUUCUCACCAUACUCAGUGGAUGUGAAAUUGGGUAAAAGUUGGAACUGUUUGGGUCAGGAAAUCACAGUUCUUAAUGUUGAAUAGAGCUUGUUUUUUUAAUUUAACAAAUCAUGCAUAGAUGAUAAGAAGUUAUCGAGAAUAUCAAGGUGUGGGAAAAGUGUAUCGGGUUUCGCGCCAACUGAUAACAGCUUGUUUCAUCUGUUAUUUAUAGUCAAAGAGGUGCCGAAAAGCUAUAGGUGUUGCAACUGCAGAAGGAUGGGCCGGAUUCUAGCAACCACAUACCAAAAUUGGUAGCGUGAGUUUGCAAAAGCCCUAGAAGUAAUUAUCAAAAGUAACUUUGGGUAGAUGGAAGCGGAAGGCCAGAAGAACAUACCAAGUGCGCAUUGAGAGGGAGACAAGAAGGUUCGGAGUAAAGGGCACAGUUAUCGGCGGAAAAGGUAUAUUGGGUCUGGCGAUGAAGCAAAAUUUCAGGAAGAAAAGACAUCAUACGCAGAGAACGGCUCACGGGGUAGGACAAGUAGUCACUCAAGAGAUUGGAAGGGGGGGAGGGAGUGAGAGAGAGAGAGAGAUUGACGAUCAGAUCCUUCGCUCGGAGUACAGCGUGACUACUUUAUGCCGAGGAAGAAAAAUCAUGUUGCCGAAAUUUGGCGGAAAGGAAAGCGAGAGAGGAGAGACACCUACAGAGAAGGGAAGUAAUGGCGGUGCGAGUCACAUGCAAUAUCAGAUGACGACAGCGGGGAGAGGAAGUGAGGUGAUGACUAAUGAUGAGUAGGCUUUGGGCUCGGCAAAACUUCUGGUAUGGUGAAGAAGAUGGAGGAAAUGGUUUUCAUGAACUGGCUGCUGUCGGAGGGAUUUUAGGAGAGCUUGCGAUGGCAAAGCAUGUUUUGGAGCUGGUCCUACGACGUAGCAUGCACCGUUGCUGCAAACUUGGCAGCAUGCGGCAGGUUUGAGGUAUUGCAUUAAUUGCAAGUACGAUGUCCGAAACAGUCGGUGCUGUCUUUCACGCUCCGCCAACCCAUGCUGAAAAGAGUGGUUGCGACAGAAGAUAAUCGAGUUCAGAGCCCAAUCUGAGACUAUGGCACGACAGUAGCGGACGAGCCUCUUCACACCAGAGUCCAGAGAAACUGGCCGAAUCAGGCAUGAAUAAGUAUGCAAUGAGGGGAAACCAAGCAAGCAUGGUCUGACUGUAAUGUGUGUCUUGACGCAGUUCAGGCAGAUGCAAGAGCGUCAGGUCGCAGGUCACAGGUGGUAGGACGAGGAGGAGCCUCUAGAACCAAGACCAAAUGCUUUGGAGAACCUCUUCAUCUCCCAGGAGGACAGACAGACGGGAGAAUGGAAUCUGCCGUCUGCUCUCAGGACCAAGUCUAGUCUACGAGUCGCGGCCGCGCUCGCCUUGCAAGCCUAUAAUGGCUCUACAAGGAGUUCCAGAAGUGGAUUGUACCGCUCAUCGCUAACCGCAGCGAGCAUUCCAUCUCCGUCAGGCAAAGUCCGCGCUCUGCCAUUACGCGGAAUUCUCUGUCAUGUGACUCACUUUUAGGUCUCUGUCACCAACGCGCAAUUCUCUGUCAAGUGAUUUCUGAAUCUGCAUCCAGUGCUGCCUGCCUGCCUGCCUGCGUGCCUCCUUCACAUUCUUCAAAUGGCUUGCUGCCCCGCCCAUCUCCAGUCUCUCUCUCUCUCUCUCUCUCUCUCCCUCUCUCUCGUUUGUGUGGAAGCGUGCCAUAUAUAAAGUGCUGUCUUUCUCACGUGGAGUCCACUCAGAAUUCAGGCGUGUACCAUCAGCGACCCUGUCGCUCGUCCUCUCAAAUGGAUUCGUCCCGUUUUAAUGUACCCGCGGCAUUGGCAGACCCUCUCCGAUCCCCACACAUGUGACCGCAAAUAGAACCUUGCUCCCAGGCACUCAACCUCUCCUCGCAUCGCAUACUUAAGAUUAUGCACCACAAUUCCCAUCAUAUCCUGGUCAGGCCGGAUGAAAUCGUACUUUCCUCCCAUGCCAUGCCAUCUCGCCCUUCGACCCGAAACCGUGUACUCCAGUCUGCUCAUCAUCCGCCUUCGCUGAAAUCAAUCUCUGCACCCUCUCGCCAGAAUCUCCUCUUCAAUCGGAACCUGAUCUAUUUCAGCCGGCGCAUUUACUUCGCUCCCUCAGAGGCUCCUUCCUUCUCGCGUUCCCGUUUCCAACUCUCAGGCUCUCCAACGUACCCCCAUGAUACCAUACCACUCACUACCCUCUCGGCGCUCUGCUCGGCAAGCUUUGCUGGUACCGUUACUACCGUUGGGUUGCAUGGCCCUCCGAAUCUACGAUGCGUCAUCCAUCUUGCCCCCAAGCGUGGCAUCUUCACUUCCCCUUCGCUUUUCUCGGCAUUGGUUUUUCGUAGCUCAACCGUACUCUGCCUCCCCAUUCAUCCGAUCCUGCCCAGAGGAUGCUGCCACCUCCAAAGACUCCACCACCACAUCCUCCAGGUUCCACAUAGUCCAGCCUCUAGGUGCCGCAGGUGGGCUGGGUUAAGGGGCUCAAAGUCGGCCAUGGAAAGGUUGCGGAUGACGUCCAGAGAUCGCUCCAGAUUGCCAGAAAUCGAGGGUGCAAAGACGGGCACCAAAGCCGAGCCGCGACUUGUCAUACCGAGCCAGAGUCGACCGCAUUAGCAUUAAUUACGUGAGGGCCAUAUACAUUUCCAUGUUUGAAUCGGGGAAGGAAUCGUGAAGACCGUAUUUAUGAACAGCUGAGCAGCAUCACUCAAAGCCCUGAGGAGAUAAACCCUGGGGACACACUCUCUGAGGCAGCUGGAGGGAAGGGACGGGGCGGCCUUUUCAACUUCUACGAGAGCAUCACAUUUAUUUGCGUAAUCAUGGAGAACAAACUCCCCAAAACCGUAUGUUUAUUUGUAUGUAAGACCCACAACUUCUUGUUGCACGUCCAUAAUUGCGUAUUCUUCUUCCCCAUACACCUUCUAUGCACCAUCUUCCCUUCAAUGUAAAUCAAUUCAGUGCAUGCGUAUUUAGGAUAGUAUUCUCUAUCUUCAAUGCUAAUGUUACCAUAAGAAACCAUCUUCGAAGACUUUUUGCAGUAAUUGCCAGCUUUUACUACUCUAAUGAGUAAUUAUAAACCUUCUUGUUUCCCUUGGUCCAACCUUCCCUUCCCUUCCGCUAAAUUAUAUCCCAUCGAAAACGAUGUAGAUGCGAUGCUACA
This is a messenger RNA of Marchantia polymorpha subsp. ruderalis, 4701 nucleotides long. Lineage: Eukaryota; Viridiplantae; Streptophyta; Marchantiopsida; Marchantiales; Marchantiaceae. The record is from the annotation of a GenBank genome assembly.